GCAGGGUCCUGGGGAAGGCUCUCGUCGCCUGUCAAGCGGGGAGCCAAGGCCUGGGAAGUGGGGAGAGCCAGGACCCCCCCUCCCCCUGGACACCCAUGUGUGCCCCCUUCUGUUUUUAUCUGCAAACAGGUGCUGGUGUCCUGCGCUGAGGAUGCUCUUUCCGCUUGCCUGUUCUAUGUUCUGCUGGAAGCUGAGGUUGUCCUUAUAAAUAGCUUGUAAAGGGCUAAUAAUCCAGCGCAGGUUACAAACGUUGUUACCGCUGUAGGUGUGGUGGAUGGCUGUGUGCCCAUCGGUGUCAUGGCUGUGUCACGUCUGUCAGUCGUCUGCUGACCGGCCAGACUUUGGAGUAGUCCGUAAUAACCCAUUAGUCAUUUUUAAAACAUCUGUGACUGUUAGUCACUGAUUAUCUGCUGUGAACCUUUUCUAAAUGGAAACUUUGUCAGGCCUGAUGGCUUAUUUCAGGAAGGACUUUGGCACGGGCAAAGGGGAGACAGAGUGAGGACCAGCUUAAACCCCCUUAGGGGUUAGCAAGGGUUUGGAGUAGGGAGAGCAAAGGGUUUGAACAGCUCGCCUACGUAGAGGAGAGUCUUCCAAAAUCAUCAGCCCAGAGGGAGCUAUGCUGCAUUUCCUGUUUGUCUCUUGUGACAUUUGUCAUUUUGUUCUUCGCCUUAGAGCCACUUGGUUGCACAGAUGCUUCUAAAAUGUCCCCAGACCUAUCAAGUCAGUGCAGCUGUGCUGACAGGGCUUUGACUUGGGGUAUUUUAGUGCAGGGGAAGUGAAAUUGGUGAGCUUUUAGUUAGUUUCUGUGCUGCCCACAGAGUUAAACAGAAGUUACUGAUUUUAGCUUUGCGGCAGGCGCUGGCUGAAAGAGCUCUGAACAGAGAAGAAACAAAGUAGAAGCGGGGCCUCCUGGGGUUAAUGCAAAAAGCGUGUUUUGCCCUGGAAGGAAUAGGAGGGCUGAUCCCAACAGAGGCAAGUCCUUAUGCUUCUGUCAGAAGCUGACCUGGUGGUGUCACCACUAAGCAGCACCACGUGUCCGCACCCCUCCUAGGAAUGUUGGUAGCAGGUGUAAGCAAGCCAAAUCCCUUCGUCUUUCAUACCAGGCUCGCGCCAGCUGGCUCAUUCUUCUGGUUAGCAGAUCUAGGUACAUGUUCAGUCCUCGGAUCGGAUUCCAGAGUGUGUGGGUAGGCAGGCCAAGCAGUUCACAGCAGUCAACUUCCUAGAAUAUUGACUCAGAAUUGAGAUGAGAAGCGGGUUACACAGCCUGUGCCCUCAUGCCAGAGCACCUUCAGUUUUUUCUUCUCUCAGAUUUAGCAUCCACAGUGCAUUGUCUGUGCCCUGGUCAGAAGUGAGAUGUGUUACGUUUUACUUAAGGCAAGAGCAACUCUCUCCUCUGAGCACCUUGUUCUUGGCUGUUUUACUCCCAUCAUCAGUAACUGCGCUUUCAGCUUCCUAGAGCUCUGCUGCUGUUCUUCCACCCUGGUUCAGUAUUACAAAUUCAAAGGCAAUUCACUGAACCCAGCUCUGGCAACCUCACUAACUGAUGUUUGCUUUUUAGUGACUGUUACGCUGGUGUUAUGCAGGUGUUCCCUGGACAGUUCUGGAGACAGAAGUGCAGUUUUUCUAGAGCAGGUACAGUACAGACAGCAGCAACACAGAUCUCUCAUUCCAUGUAAGGCCUUUACCCUGACUUGCAGUAAGGCCCUGGGAGGGAGCAGACUAGUCCACACGUGGCCUUUCAUUUGUGGCUGCUGACUGAGGAACCGGGGGUUCUUGCAGUAUGAACUUGCAUCUGUUUCCUAGCAAACUGUCCUGCGAAAAGCAUCGCCAGAAAGAGCAGCAGAGAAGCCGUCUCUGUGCCUGGGAAACCCUUUCAGAGCUCUAGAGACCACGCACAGAAAACAAGCGCAACUCCACUUGUAAGAACGCUGUAGGUUGCCUUGGUCCUGGGCCCCUCCGUCCUGCUGCAAUGAGUGGGAAGUCCUUGCUCUUAAAGGUCAUCCUCCUUGGGGAUGGUGGAGUUGGGAAAAGUUCCCUCAUGAACCGUUACGUCACCAACAAGUUUGACUCUCAGGCUUUCCACACGAUUGGCGUGGAGUUCUUAAAUCGGGACCUGGAGGUGGAUGGACGUUUUGUGACCCUCCAGAUUUGGGACACUGCAGGGCAGGAGAGAUUCAAGAGCUUGCGAACCCCCUUUUACAGGGGAGCAGACUGCUGCCUGCUCACCUUUAGUGUGGAUGACCGGCAGAGCUUCGAGAACCUCAGUAACUGGCAGAAGGAGUUUGUCUAUUAUGCCGAUGUGAAGGACCCCGAACACUUCCCGUUUGUAGUUCUGGGCAACAAGAUAGACAAACUUGAAAGGCAAGUGAGCACAGAGGAGGCCCAGACCUGGUGCAUGGAAAACGGGAACUAUCCGUACCUGGAGACUAGUGCCAAGGAUGAUACCAAUGUGGCAGUGGCCUUUGAGGAAGCUGUGCGACAGGUGCUGGCGGUGGAAGAACAGCUAGAGCACUGUAUGCUGGGCCAUACCAUUGACCUGCACUCCAGCUCCAAAUCUGGGUCUUCCUGUUGUUAAGAGUGGCUGCCACUUGGGGAAAUUCCCUUGAAGCGGUGGCUGGAGCGGAA
Struthio camelus australis is the source of this 2625-nucleotide messenger RNA. The record is from RefSeq and is a predicted model, not a curated record. Lineage: Eukaryota; Metazoa; Chordata; Aves; Struthioniformes; Struthionidae.